GAAUUGCCCGCCCUCCCUCUCUCGCUCGUGUCCCAUCUCGGCGCAUUGCUGCCUCUCCAACUCCAGAUGCCUCCGCCUCCCUGCAAGGAAGGUGCGCUCACCGCCAUCUGUCAGCAAAGGCCUCUGUGAAGCCGGACCAGAAGGACCCCGCCCGACCCAGUCAACAAACGCGGCGCUUCGCAACUUGACGUCCAGCCCAGCCCCUCCCUCCUCACGCUACCGCUACGCAACCCCCUGAGCUCGCUGGGAUUGGGAACAAGACCAGCAGCAAGACGGCCAGCCAGCGCUCCUGGGAAGACGAGACUGCUGCCAGGCUCGGCGAGAUGAACGAGAGUCGGAGGGAAGCGCUGGCGGCGGCCCCCGCGCCCACCGCCGCCGCCUCCUCCUCGUCCUCCUUGUCCAACACCACCAACGUGGCGGGCGGCGCCGGACCCAAGGACGAGGCCUUCUCCAAGCUCAAAAACAAGUUCAUGAACGAGCUCAACAAGAUCCCACUGCCGUCGUGGGCCAUCGUGUCCAUCGCCUUCGUGGCCAUCAUCCUGGUGCUGGCCUGCUGCUUCUGCGUGUGCAAAAAGUGGAUCUUCAAGAAGAAGAACAAGAAGAAGGGCAAGGACAAAGGCAAAAACGCCAUCAACAUGAAGGACGUGAAGGACGGGGCCAAAACCGAGGCCUUUAAGGAUGAGGAGGACGCCGAGACAGGCCUGACGGAAAUGGAGAAAGAGGCUGAGCCCAAGGAGGAGCAGAAACUGGGCAAAUUACAGUACUCGCUGGAUUACAAUUUCACAGAGAACACGCUGAUGGUGGGGAUCAUCCAAGCGGCCGAGCUUCCCGCCAUGGAUAUGGGCGGCACGUCCGACCCGUACGUCAAAGUCUACCUGCUGCCCGACAAGAAGAAGAAGUUCGAGACCAAAGUCCACCGCAAGACCCUCAAUCCCGUCUUCAACGAGCAGUUUACCUUCAAGGUUCCCUACGUGGAGCUGGGCGGCAAGACACUGGUGAUGACGGUGUACGACUUUGACCGCUUCUCCAAGCACGACGCCAUCGGCGACAUCAAGGUGCCCAUGAACAAGGUGGACUUCAGCCACGUCACGGAGGAGUGGCGAGACCUGCAGAGCGCCGAGAAAGAGGAGCAAGAGAAGUUGGGCGACAUCUGCUUCUCCCUCCGCUACGUGCCCACCGCUGGUAAACUCACCGUGGUGGUCCUGGAGGCCAAGAACCUGAAGAAGAUGGAUGUGGGCGGCCUGUCAGAUCCGUACGUGAAGAUCCACCUGAUGCAGAACGGCAAGCGACUGAAGAAGAAGAAGACCACCAUCAAGAAGAACACACUCAACCCGUACUACAACGAGUCCUUCAGCUUUGAGGUCCCCUUCGAGCAAAUCCAGAAAGUGCAGGUGGUGAUCACGGUGCUGGACUACGACAAGAUCGGCAAGAACGACGCCAUCGGCAAAGUCUUUGUGGGCCUGAACAGCUCGGGCACGGAGCUGCGCCAUUGGUCCGACAUGCUGGCCAAUCCCAGGAGACCCAUCGCCCAGUGGCACGUGCUCAAGCCCGAGGAGGAGGUGGACGCGCAGCUCUCCAAUAAGAAAUAGGCAGGACCGCCCUCAUGCCCCCGCCCCCUCCCGCCCAUUGGCUCCUCCACGCUCCUGCCUUCUUGUAUAGCAGGGGGGGCGGGGCAAAGCGUGACCCUGGGGCCACACGAGGACCGCCAGGUAUUUAUAUCGUUGACCUGAUGGCUAUUCUAUUAGUCAAGUGUUUUAUGAAAUAGUUGGUCAAAAUCGGCAGCCAGUUGCGCUAACCACUAAGCUGUUGCUGCCUAAAAUGUUGUUUUUUUGUUUUAACUCAAAAGGUGGCCCCCAGAGCAACCAAUUUUGCCCCCCUCCCCUCCCCGUUCAAUAGCCAGUCUGUGUAAAUACCUCAGUGAUAUCCACGCCUCCUCUUUGCUUUAGCGCCGCAUCCUCGCCAUCAGGGUCUCUCUUGUCGCUUGCCCCGCCCCUCCCUCCUGGCCCCGCCCCUCCUUCUUUUAAGCAAUAUGAUGUGCAUAGAUGACAGCAUAGCGCAUGACUGACACACGUGUACGAAUAUGACGUCCGUCCGUCCGUCCAUCUGUCCAGGCACUGCACUGUAUACUGUAAACGUUAUGCAGGCCGCACAUUUCCAGUUGACGUGUUUCUAUGUUGUUCUAUCUGGAUGUUUUUAAUAAGAUGUUCUAUUUUAAACGCGUGUACAAGGCGCACAUACGUGCGUGCGCAAGCGUGUGUGGGUGACUCGAGUGUGAACCAGAGCCAAUAUGACGCAACCCAGGAUUUACGAAGAAUACUUUCUUACUGCAUUCCAAGUUAAGAUAAGAUAUGCUAUACUUGUGCUAGCAGACGUCCCAAAAAAGUCCACCGACUGCUUUGGUUAAUUGAGGGGAGGCUUCGACAAGCACAUGAUUUCGUAUGACUUUUUUCUACUUAUUCGUCAGUUUGAGGGUCCUCGCCUUUACUCAACCGAACGAUGACUCUUUUCACCUUUUGCGCUACGCCCCCCCGCUUAAGUCGAGCCAUCGUGAUAAAAGCAACAAGUUGUCGCCGUCGUGUCCUUAUCUCUUUACCCUUGUUUUGUAUUUCUCGUAUUUAUGUAUAUUUUUUUUUCGCCUUGUAGGCCGGCGUCUCUGCUUCAGUUGCAAGCGAUAAAAAGCGCCCUCUGGGGACGCCGGUGCAUAAACACUGCCAUGCGCCGAGAGGCUAAGCUAGCUUGCCGUUCUCUCGCGUCGCACACUUUUGGGAACAAAACCAGUCUUGGCUUUCAGUUGCCUCGGCGCGAAUGCCGGUUUUUUUUCACUGCCAGUCGUUGCGACCAUUUGCACUCUUGGAGUUUCGGUUGAUUCUUGGUUUGCGAGAAGUCAUCGUGACAAAACAAGCUAGCCGCUAGCUUCUUUCCGCCACCCUCAGAACGUUAACGCUCUCUCACCUGGUUCUUUACGACAACAUUUCCUACGUGGAGGGUCAAUUGUUGUCUUUGGAAAAAAUCUCACAGCUCACUACCAAACAAAAAUUGUGCUCUAAUUAGUCAAUGUGUAUGAUGGGUGGGUUUAAUUAAACAUGAAGCUAUUCUUCUGAUGUAUAAAUGGCAACUUCUGCCAUCUAGUGGAGACGCAUUUAAAUGUUCUGCCGGUCAUUAUAUGGCGCUGGCACUGAUAUAUAUAUAUUUGUAGUAAUUAAAUCAUGAUUAAGUAAAGGGAUCAUAUCAGCGGUUGGGAAUAACCGCUUUCCGACGUUUAUAUCUUCCAAAUCUAGAGGCCGGGGGGCAUUUUAAGCUUUUUCUCCAGUGUUCUUGUGUAGUUAGCGGAGCGCCAUUUUUGGAGAAGCUGCCCAUCACCAUCAUUCCGCGGGCGUCUGUCGUCGGACGCCCGCUUUGUGUAUCACUGUGAUGCCGUGCGUGUAGACGUGUAGACUUAGCGCUAAUUUGUUGCGUAGUGACGUCGCCAAUUUUCCCGCCAAGAGAGUUUGUUGAGCACUGUGCAAUACUCUGCGUGCGUGUGUUCAUUCCGUCAUUCCAAAAAGGCGAAAAUCCGAGCGAGGAAGCGGCGACGAUGUUCCCCGCUUGGUUUGGUUUUCCUCUGGUGCGCAAGUGUGUGUUUGCACAGUUCAGGGAGUUAAAUACCAAACAAGCUCUCCAAAUGUGUGUGUAUGUGUGUGUACAUAUUUACAUAAAAAUGUAUAUCUAUAAGACAUAUGAUAAUCUAAAUCUUUUAUGUGUCGCCAUCCUUUUCUAUUGGAGGUUACAAUGUUGAAUGUACAGUAUGGACUGUGUUGGUGUUGAUUAGAUGUACUUUGCACUUUUAUUUUGUAUAAAAAAACAACCUGUUACCCCAACCUUUUGCGUCAUUUUCAAGCUCCGCCCCCACUUAAAGAAGAAUAGCAAAUGUUAAAUCAAAAAAAGGAAAUGUGUAAAGUAGAAAAGGGGCAGGAAUGUGGCGACAGUGCAGGAAAACAAAAAACUCGACAAAAUAAAAGCCAUUCAACUGCACCGCCACCGCACCGAGCUCCGCCUCUUGACCAUUCCCUGCACCAAUCGGAGCAAAGCGGUGUAAAAAGUACGCGAAGAUCCUCGUUGCCUUUGCUGUGUUUCAGAAACUGCCUGCUUGACUAUUUUGUGUUUUCUCCUCUGUGAUCUCGUAAAAUUGUUCAUUCUUAUUUUUGUAUUUAAUUUAUUUUCUUUUUUCUCUUUGUGAGCGUGUGCGUGUGUGUGUGUGUGUGUUGUGAUUCACGCUGUGGAGUUUUUGACUGUUGUUCUAUAACUUCAUAAUAUACAAAUGAUCAAUCAAUAAAAAAAACAUUUUAUUUCCCUGUUGAGAUACAGAA
Syngnathus acus (greater pipefish) is the source of this 4346-nucleotide messenger RNA. It is a transcript of the gene syt1a, whose product is annotated as synaptotagmin Ia. Gene Ontology annotation, cellular component: axon; dense core granule; synaptic vesicle membrane. The record is from RefSeq and is a predicted model, not a curated record. The transcript has 11 exons. The coding region runs from base 324 to 1589 and encodes 421 amino acids. NCBI's taxonomy places the organism in Eukaryota, Metazoa, Chordata, Actinopteri, Syngnathiformes, Syngnathidae. Gene Ontology annotation, molecular function: syntaxin binding; phosphatidylserine binding; clathrin binding. Gene Ontology annotation, biological process: regulation of calcium ion-dependent exocytosis; calcium ion-regulated exocytosis of neurotransmitter; synaptic vesicle endocytosis.